AUGAAAGCUUUCACCCUGAAGCUCGCUGCAGUUCUUGCAGGCAAUGCAGUCUUGCAGGCAUGCCUGGCCCAGUCAACCACACCCACCUUAUACAGAGACCCCAGCACUGGUAUCCGGUUUGAUACGUGGACGGUGCCUAACAGUAGCGUUUCUGCGGGACUGACUUUUGGGGUGGCUCUCCCGGAGGAUGCUCUCACCUCAGAUGCAACCGAGUUCAUUGGUUACCUGUCCUGCAACUCAGCAAAGGGCGAUGGAAGCGGCUGGUGUGGGAUCUCUUUAGGAGGAUACAUGUAUAACAGCUUGCUUCUAAUGGCUUACCCUUCGGGCGAGGGCCAGGGGGAUAAAGUGCUAACCUCAUUCCGCUUUACCACCGAAUAUGCAAUGCCGAGCUUAUACACGGGCAACGCCACGCUGACGCAGAUCUCAUCGACCAUCAACUCAACGGGGUUCAGUCUGUUGUUCCGAUGCGAGGGGUGCCUCUCUUGGGAUCAGAAUGGCACGGCCGGAAACGCUUCGACGAGUUCUGGUCGCCCUUUGUUGGGGUGGGCGCAGGCCGGGGUCAAUCCCACGGAUGGCGAGUGCCCUGAUGAUUUGUCGCUGGUGAAGCAUGAUGCGCAGAGUCUUUGGUAUGCGCAGCUUGAUAGGAAUUCUACGAGCGCCUUGUAUGAUUCUUGGUCCCGGCUGGCUACGAAGGUUGUGACUGGUGAUUGUGAUGAUGAUGCUGCUAGUACUAUGUUUCGGCGGUAUUGA
This is a messenger RNA of Aspergillus puulaauensis, 750 nucleotides long. RefSeq lists its product as uncharacterized. The record is from RefSeq and is a predicted model, not a curated record. Lineage: Eukaryota; Fungi; Ascomycota; Eurotiomycetes; Eurotiales; Aspergillaceae. The coding region runs from base 1 to 750 and encodes 249 amino acids. The transcript is spliced from 3 exons.